AUGGAACUCAACCGAGAACAUUUUCGCGCCAUAAUUUAUUACAACUUUCAGAGACAAUUAUCGCAACAAGAAUGCCUUGCUGGGUGGGAAAACGUCGAUGCUGUGCGCAAACUCAUCAUUGAAGAUAGACAUGUGACAUAUCGCAAGAUUGAGGCAAAAUUAGUUUCUCGUUGGAUACCCCACCUGUUGACUGAAGAGCAGAAAGCAGUCAGGGUUAAUUGGUGUCAAAAAACACUUGACCGUUUCAAUUCCGGAAACUCAAAAAAUGUGUACAGCGUUGUUAGUGGUGAUGAAUCGUGGAUUUACUGUUAUGAACCAGAAAAUAAACGACAGUCGGCUGUUUGGGUGUUCCAAGGUGAAGAAAAGCCAAUAAAAGUCAUCCGUUCUCGAAGUGUUUCGAAAAAGAUGCAAAGAACUGUUACUGCGGAUUGGUAUACCACCAUUUGUUUGCCAAAAGUCAUCACCAAGCUUCGAAAAAUCAACCCCGAAAAAAGAAUCAUCCUCCACCAAGACAAUGCAAGCUCGCACACAGCCCAAAAAAACAAGGCAUCACCAGAAGAAACAGUUGACGCAUUCAAAAAUGCCGUUUUGGAUCUGCCAGCAAACAAGUGGAAUAAGUGCUUCGAAAAUUGGUUCGAGCGCAUGCAGAUGUGUAUUAAUCUUCGUGGAGAAUACUUCGAAAAACAAUAA
Molecule: messenger RNA, 690 nt
Organism: Acanthoscelides obtectus
Lineage: Eukaryota; Metazoa; Arthropoda; Insecta; Coleoptera; Chrysomelidae
Source: the annotation of a GenBank genome assembly